GAUGACAGGGACCUGCGCUCAGCAGGCUGGUCACAUGUGAGGGUGGCCAGGCUGGCACUGACACAGACUUCGCAGUGCACGGGGCUCGCCUGGGGUUUGCAGGCUUGGCAGGGAAACAGUUACGUGCCCAAAGGCCUUAGGAGUUGGGGCGCGGGUCUGUUUGGACAUGCGCACUGGGGAGCUCCAGCUACACUAAGGGGAGGAGCGUCACCUGGAGGCCUCAUGGCUAAGCCGCCCACGGGGUGUCUGGGCCCGAUGUAGGCCGGUUCGAGGGACGAGACCAUGUGGGUGUCCGUUGGCGCAGGCUCAUUGGGGUUACACAGCGCUCCGAGGUGUGGAGCUUCGUAAGGGGGGCGCCCGUUGGCUGGAGAGCCUGAGGCUCUGUCAGCGGGAACCAAUCACGGGUCAGGAGGCAUUCCCAGGGGUCUGUUUGCGCAGGCGCUCUGGGAAUCACGAGUUGCAGGGGGCGCUAGGGGGCUGAGUUUUGCGAGGGAACGUCUUGUUCUUCCCCAGCUCGUAGGGAGGGUGGAAGCGGUUCUAGAUGGAGUCUGACGCAGAUGGAGGAGGAGACAUGAGGGCGGCAGACGAAGGUGCAGGUGCCGCGGCCGAUGUAGUGGAAGCAGCAUGUGGUGGCCAGGGCGACCCCGGUGACCCGGUCAGUCCUGGCGACGCUGGCGACCCCGGCGUCGCAGGAGAGGCAGGUGGUGCAGCCGGUGACCUUGUGCAGAUCCAGUGGUCACGCCACGCAGCAGGGCCACGUGGAGACGCAGCAGCCGGGGCCGGAGGUCCGGGUGAGCAGGAGCUACAGUGCAUCCUUACUGUGCUUUUCCCAUCGCGCAUGGAUGCGCAGGUCGCCCACCAGUUGCUGACUGUAUACUUUCCAGUCCCAGAGCCCAUGCAGGAGGAGCUCAACGUGGAGGGCCGCGUCCUGGUCAUCCGAUUGACUGCUGAAGACCUUGGCCACCUCCGAGCUUCCGUCACCUUCUGUCUGAGCCAGCUUUCCCAGGUGGUUCAGAUCUUGCGGCGUCUUGUGCCCCCCUUUUAUGCUCAGCCUCAUCAGGCCACAGGGGGCUAACCGUAACUUAUGUGUCCUGUCCUUGGUGCGCUUCCCUAGGGCAUCGCUUUCUCCAGCGGUCGCCCCUUUGUUGUUGUGCCUUCGCGUUCGGCCCUUGGGCGCUCAGGGCCCACGUAUCUUGUUUGGUGAUUAAAUGUUAACCGCGGAAAAUAAACCUGAGCUGCUGUUCUGUGUCUGAGUUUAGUUUUAGCUUCUGCACCUCCUAAUAUUCUUGCAUUUGUCUUCAGGUUGGAGGGGAGGACUGGGAUCCAGCUAUUCGAGUAGUACACGUAAUUGAAGACAAUGUCAAGAAGUAGAACAAAAAAUUGUGUCCUGCCAUUCAGUGUUAAUUUUGGAAUAUUUUCUUAGUUGUCUAGUUACAUUUGUAUAUUAACAUAUAACGGCAGAAUGCUAAGUAGGAACUUGUGGCUUACUGACCUCGUUUCAGAUCUGCAAAGAAAAGUGCUGGGGCAGUUGGUUAAGUGUUUGGGGUGAGGUAAUUAGCUCCCUCUAAAACAGCUUGUAUUCUGCAACCUUGCUAAACUCACUAGUUGAUAGUAAUAGCUCUUUUUAGA
This is a messenger RNA of Physeter macrocephalus (sperm whale), 1629 nucleotides long. RefSeq names its product EKC/KEOPS complex subunit LAGE3-like. Lineage: Eukaryota; Metazoa; Chordata; Mammalia; Artiodactyla; Physeteridae. The record is from RefSeq and is a predicted model, not a curated record. The coding region runs from base 542 to 1075 and encodes 177 amino acids. The transcript has 3 exons.